Capsella rubella is the source of this 1308-nucleotide messenger RNA. RefSeq names its product ubiquitin carboxyl-terminal hydrolase. The coding region runs from base 128 to 1138 and encodes 336 amino acids. The record is from RefSeq and is a predicted model, not a curated record. Lineage: Eukaryota; Viridiplantae; Streptophyta; Magnoliopsida; Brassicales; Brassicaceae. The transcript has 4 exons. Gene Ontology annotation, molecular function: cysteine-type deubiquitinase activity. Gene Ontology annotation, biological process: ubiquitin-dependent protein catabolic process; protein deubiquitination. Gene Ontology annotation, cellular component: cytoplasm.
CAGUCUCUUUGAGUCAGCAGCUACCGUGAAGACGAUGAAAUCGAAGGGAGGAGAUUAGCGAAUUUGCGAGUGAAACCUAAUCACUUAGUUCAGUCCCGUUUUAACCGGCGCGAGUCAUCGUUGAAUCAUGUCUUGGCUUCCUGUAGAAUCUGAUCCUGGUGUUUUCACUGAGAUUAUACAACAAAUGCAAGUGAAAGGUGUGCAGGUUGAGGAAUUGUAUUCCUUGGACAUUAAUUCGCUUGAUGAAAUAAGACCUGUAUAUGGAUUGAUAUUGCUUUACAAGUGGCGACCAGAUGAAAAGGAGAACCGUGUUGUCAUCAUGGAACCAAACCCGAAUUUCUUCUUUGCAAGCCAGAUAAUCAACAAUGCUUGUGCGACCCAAGCGUUGUUAUCGGUUCUCAUGAACUCUUCGAGUAUCGAUAUUGGCUCAGAACUAUCAGAACUGAAAGAAUUCGCCAAAGAGUUUCCACCUGAACUGAAAGGUUUAGCCAUCAACAACAAUGAGGCGAUACGUGCAGCUCACAACUCAUUUGCCAGGCCUGACCCAUCUUCCAACAUGGAAGAAGAGGAAUUAGCUGCUGCGAAAAAUGUAGACGAAGAUGAUUAUCUAUAUCAUUACAUCAGCUACUUACCUGUUGAUGGUAUCAUAUAUGAGCUCGAUGGUCUAAAAGAAGGACCCAUUAGUCUUGGACAGUGUCUGGGUGAGCCAGAAGGAAUCGAGUGGCUCAGAAUGGUCCAACCUGUGGUACAAGAGCGGAUUAACCGGUAUUCGCAGAAUGGGAUUCGGUUUAGUCUCUUAGCUGUAGUUAAGAACAGGAAAGAGCUGUAUGUAGCUGAACUGAAAGAGUAUCAGAGACAGCGAGAGAGGAUUUUGCAGCAGUUAGGUGGUUUGCAAGCUGAUAAAUACGCUGAGAAAAGCAGUUAUGAGGCUCUCGAUAGAUCUCUUUCUGAAGUCAAUAUCGGGAUAGAGACCGUUUCACAGAAGAUUGUAAUGGAGGAGGAGAAGUCUAAGAACUGGAAGAAAGAGAACAUGAGAAGGAAACACGACUAUGUCCCUUUCCUCUUCAAUUUCCUUAAGAUUCUUGCUGACAAGAAGAAGCUGAAACCUCUCAUUGAUAAGGCUAAGUGUAACCCCUAAAUCUGCUUUGGCUGGAUAUUAACUUGAUGGAAAUCAGAUGUUUUAGCGAUCUGAAUACCGUGGUUAUAUGUAGCAAACCUUUGACUUAUUUCUCUGGUCACUCAACGUGUGAGGCUUGAUUGUAAUUGGUCUUGAGGAUUUUGUUGAACCAAAUCUCCUUUUUUACUUAA